Molecule: messenger RNA, 3153 nt
Organism: Daktulosphaira vitifoliae (grape phylloxera)
Lineage: Eukaryota; Metazoa; Arthropoda; Insecta; Hemiptera; Phylloxeridae
Exons: 3
Coding region: 1-2907 (968 amino acids)
Molecular function (GO): protein binding
Source: RefSeq, a predicted model, not a curated record
AUGGAGAAUUGGCAUUUGAUAUCUCUUUUGUUGGUUAUAACGUGUUUCAUUUUUAAUAAAGGUAUAUUUUAUUAUACAUUAUUGAUCACUAGGAUUGAAAAUAGAUAUUCAGAACACACAAAAGUAUGUCCAUUUGAAAGAGGUACGACAAAAAAAGCUGCUGCAAAUGGUGACAUAGAAACAUUAAAACUAGCUCACGAAAGUGGAUGUGAGUGGGAUAAAUAUACAACAACUGAAGCUGCUGCAAAUGGACAUUUCAAAUGUUUAAAAUAUGCACACGAAAAUGGAUGUCCAUGGGAUGACAGCACAGCAGAAGAAGCUGCAAAAUAUGGUAAUUUAGAAUGCUUAAAAUAUGCUCAUGAAAAUGGCUGUAGAUGGGAUAAAAAAACAACAAGAGCUGCCGCUGCAAAUGGAAAUUUAGAAUGCUUAAAAUAUGCACAUGAAAAUGGAUGUAGAUGGGAUAAAAAAACAACAAGGGCUGCCGCUGGAAAUGGGCAUUUAGAAUGCUUAAUAUAUGCUCAUAGAAAUAAAUGUGGAUGGAAUUAUAAAACAACAAGGGAUGCUGCUGCUAAUGGAUUUUUUGAAUGUUUAAAAUAUGCACAUGAAAAUGGAUGUCCAUGGAAUGAAAGAACAGCAGAAGCAGCUGCAAAAUAUGGUAAUUUAGAAAACUUAAAAUAUGUACAUUUAAAAGGAUGUAAAUGGGAUCAAAAUACAACAAAGAAUGCUGCUGCAAAUGGACAUUUAGAUUGCUUAAAAUAUGCUCAUGAAAAUGGAUGUAGAUGGAAUGAAUUAACAACAAGAGAAGCUGCAAAAAGUGGUAGUUUGGAAUGUUUAGUAUAUGCUCACGAAAAUGGAUGUAAAUGGGAUGAUACAACAACAAGAGAGGCUGCUAAAAGUGGUAGUUUGGAAUGUUUAGUAUAUGCUUACGAAAAUGGAUGUAAAUGGAAUGUGGGCACAACUACUGGUGCUGCCAUGAAUGGUAAUUUAGAAAUUUUAAAAUACGCACAUAAAAAUAGAUGUCCAUGGGAUAAAAGCACAACAGAAGCUGCUGCUGCAAAUGGACAAUUAGAAUGCCUAAAAUAUGCUCAUGAAAAUGGAUGUAAAUGGAAUGAAGGUACAACUAGAGCGUCUGCAGCAAGUGGCUGUUUAGAUUGCUUAAAAUAUGCUCAUGAAAAGGGCUGUCCAUGGGAUAUAAGAACUACUAGAGCGUCUGCAGCAAGUGGCUGUUUAGAUUGUCUAAUAUAUGCCCAUGUGAAUAAAUGCCGAUGGGAUGUGGGCACAACUAUUGAUGCUGCAAUGAGUGGUAAUUUAGAAAUUUUAAAAUAUGCACAUGAUAAUGGAUGUCCUUGGAAUGAGAGCACAGCAGAAGCAGCGGCAAAAUAUGGUAAUUUAGAAAAUUUAAAAUAUGUUCAUUUAAAUGGUUGUAAAUGGGAUAAAAAAACAACAAGCGCUGCUGCUGAAAAUGGACAUUUAGAUUGCUUAAAAUAUGCAUAUGAAAAUAAAUGCGAGUUGAAUAAAAGUUUAACGUCAGUAGCUGCUUUUAACGGUGAUUUAGAAAUUUUAAAAUAUGCUUUAGAAAAUGGAUUCACAUGUUCAGAAGGUACAAUUAGUUCUGCUGCUUCCAAUGGUAAUUUAGAUUGUUUAAUAUAUGCUCACAAGAAUGGAUGCCCAUGGGAUGAUGAUACAACUAAUGAUGCUGCGUCAAGUGGUUGUUUAGACUGUUUAAAAUAUGCUUAUGAAAAUGGAUGCCAUUGGAGUGAAGGUACAACAGAAACAGCUGCUCUUUAUGAUAAUUUAGAUUGCUUAAUAUAUGCUCACGAAAAUGGAUGCGAAUGGGAUGAUAGAACUACAGAAGUAGCUGCAAGUUUCGGCCAUUUAGAAUGCUUAAUAUACGCUCAUGAAAAUGGCUGUAAUUGGGAUGAAGAUACAACUAGAGCUGCUGCAAAAAGUGGCUCUUUAGACUGUUUAAAAUAUGCUCAUGAAAAUGAAUGUCCAUGGGACGAAACAAUAACUAAAGUUGCUGCUUUAAAUGGAAAUAUAGAAUGCUUAAAAUAUGCUCAUGAAAAUGAAUGUUCGUGGAACGAAACAAUAAUAAAAGAUGCUGCUGAAAAUGGAAAUUUAGAAUGCUUAAAAUAUGUUCAUGAAAAUGGAUGUAAAUGGUUUGAGGGCAUAACUAGAGUUGCAGCUUUAAAAGGUCAUUUAGAUUGUUUAAUAUAUGCCCAUGUGAAUGGAUGCCAAUGGGAUGAUGGCACAACUAUAGUUGCAGCUUUAAAUGGUAAUUUUGAUUGUUUAAUAUAUGCUCACAAGAAUGGGUGUAAUUGGGAUAUUGGAACAACUAGAGCUGCUGCAGCAUAUGGUUGUUUCGAUUGUUUAAAAUAUGCUCAUGAAAAUGGAUAUUAUUGGGAUGUAGAUACAAUAGUUACAGCUGCUGUCCAUGGUAAUUUAAAUUGCUUAAAAUAUGCUUAUGAACAUGGAUAUGAUUGGGUAAGAGGUAUUACGAGAGGGGCUGCUGCAAAUGGACGUUUUGACUGCUUGAAAUAUGCUAUUGAAAAUGGUUGUGAAUGGGAUGAAGGCACAACAAGGGAAGCUGCUGCAAGUGGUUGUAUUGACUGUUUGAUAUUUGCUAAUGAAAAUGGAUAUCUAUGGGAUGUAGGGACAAAGAGUACCGCUGCUGCAAAUGGUCAUAUAGAUUGCCUAAAAUAUGUUCAUGAAAAUGGAUGUGAGUGGGACGAAAGUACUACAAGACUUGCUGCUGCAAAUUAUCAAUUUAGUUGUUUAAUAUACGCACAUGAAAAUAAUUGCCCGUGGAGUAGAAAUACCGUUUUUGCAGCUCGUCAAAAUAAUUAUAUUGAUAUAAUAAUAUAUGCUAUUGCAAAUGGUUGUCCAAAUGAUUUUAUUUUUUAUUAAUUUGUCUAAUUACAUUAUAUUUAAAAUAAUGAUAGGAUUUCAUAAUAAUAAUUUUAUUCAUAUUUUACUUGUCUAAUCUGUAGUGUUUAAGAGUAUUACUAAAAUCCAAUACAUCAUAUUUACAUUGUUUUGCCAGAUUUUGAUCUAAUCGAAUUUGUAAAUGCCAAAAAAUUUAAAUAGCAUUCUCAAUUUUAAAAAUAUUUCACAAAUUUAUGCUACUGUAAAAAAUACAAUUUUCAAAAAUAA